Messenger RNA from Desarmillaria tabescens, 375 nucleotides. RefSeq lists its product as uncharacterized. Gene Ontology annotation, molecular function: protein kinase activity; ATP binding. The annotation marks the transcript as partial. The transcript has 2 exons. NCBI's taxonomy places the organism in Eukaryota, Fungi, Basidiomycota, Agaricomycetes, Agaricales, Physalacriaceae. The record is from RefSeq and is a predicted model, not a curated record. Gene Ontology annotation, biological process: protein phosphorylation.
CGUCAUCAUCCCCACCCUAACAUCUGUCAAUAUCGAGGCUACAUCGCAGACGAGACCGGUCGCGUCACUGGUUUGUGCCUCCAAAAACACCAGUAUAUGUUGGCAAUAGCUGUCUGGAAGAAGAUCGAUAUUGACUGGGACGUUGUCAUGAAGGACUACAAAAGUGCGAUUGAUCAUCUCCAUAGCUUGGGCUGGAUUCAUAAUGAUAUCAGUUCGGGCAAUCUCAUGAUUGACUACAAUCUCCGUGGUGGUAUCAUAGACUUUGGCGGGAGCACGAGGGAGGGAGCGUCUAUUGACAUCGAAACCCCAUUCUGGAGCCGAGGGAGUCGUGUUGCUGAGAAGGAGAAUGAUUACUAUGGUUUGCGUCGGGCCGAA